Molecule: messenger RNA, 860 nt
Organism: Camellia sinensis
Lineage: Eukaryota; Viridiplantae; Streptophyta; Magnoliopsida; Ericales; Theaceae
Product: kiwellin
Source: RefSeq, a predicted model, not a curated record
UCCAUCUUCCAACAACACCUUCAAAUUAACGUAGUACUAGUACUACAUACCAAUACCAUGAUGAUGAAAUCCGCAUUGUUUCUUGUUUUCCUAUUGUUCAACCUCAUCUCCCUCCUUCCAUCUCAUGGGAAUGCUCAGUCCUCCUGCAACGGUCCAUGUCAAACCUUAAACGACUGUGAAGGUCAGCUCAUCUGCAUCAAUGGACAAUGCACCGACGACCCCAAUGUCGGAACCAACAUAUGUGGCGGAAACACUCCAUCCCCUUCGACCGGCAAUUGCGAUCCAUCUGGCACUCUCACGUGCGGUAGCCAAUCCUACCCUACCUACACGUGUUCUCCUCCCGUCUCCUCCUCCACACCCGCCAAGCUCACAAACAACGAUUUUAGUGCCGGAGGAGAUGGUGGAGGACCCUCUGAAUGUGACGGCAUGUACCAUUCAAAUAGCGACCCAAUCGUUGCAUUGUCGACUGGGUGGUACAGUAGUGGCUCGAGGUGUGGGAAGAUGAUAAAAAUCACGGCGAGUAAUGGGCAGACCGUGGAGGCGAAGGUGGUGGACGAGUGCGACUCGAUGCAUGGUUGUGAUGCGGAGCAUGCCGGACAACCGCCGUGCAAAAAUAACGUAGUUGAUGGGUCCGACGCGGUGUGGAGUGCUUUGGGGCUGGAUAAGGCCAUAGGUGUGGUCGACGUUACUUGGUCUGACUAAAAAGUUUCACAACGCCACAUGAAAUAAUCGCAUAAUUAUAAGUAUCGUAUUAAAAAAAUAAUAUGUUUUUGGGUUAGUUAUGUUUGUUUGGAUUGAAUUGUUUUUGUUGUAUGGUCUCUUUUGGUAAUACAUGAAAAAGUAAUCUAUUGACUUAUUUA